This is a messenger RNA of Olea europaea var. sylvestris, 2475 nucleotides long. RefSeq lists its product as uncharacterized. Gene Ontology annotation, biological process: pattern specification process. Bases 256 to 1995 code for a protein of 579 amino acids. Gene Ontology annotation, molecular function: chromatin binding. NCBI's taxonomy places the organism in Eukaryota, Viridiplantae, Streptophyta, Magnoliopsida, Lamiales, Oleaceae. The transcript has 9 exons. The record is from RefSeq and is a predicted model, not a curated record. Gene Ontology annotation, cellular component: nucleus.
AUAGUCUCUGCCAUUUAUUUUCGAUUCAAAACAAACUCAAAAAAUAAGGCGGCUACUCACCUCAAUCAUUCCCGCCACUGUAUAAAUUCUCUUUCUCUCUCAGAGAUUCAAUCGGAAAGCCAAAUUGAGGAGCACCGCUUCGCUAGAUAUGGUAUGGCAAAAGGGAGAUCUGCGUAUGAUAUGAUUUGAGUUGUGUGAAGUUCAUCGAGAAAUCUCGAUUUCAUUUUGGCGCUGUGUAAAGUUUGCGAACUUGCCAUGAGAUCCACUAGACAGGUAAAGAGGAAGUUCAAUGAAGCUUGUAAAAAGCAAAAUGAAAGCAGAUGUGGUUCUGUGAAGAAAUCUGCAAAUGGAACUGGCAGAGGAGAUAGAAAAUCAGCAGAAUGUAAAUCUAUAAUGCUAGAUAGGAAUCCGGGGGUUUUACCAUGCAGAGUUGCUCCAUUAUCUGGUCAAACGAUGCCAAGUAGCAUAUUUGCUAUAGAGAGUGGGAGAAAUCCUCCGUCAGAUUUUCAGAUUCACCAGAAAAAUUCAUCAGCAAAGAUUAUACUGCAGCUUUUCCCCUUAAAUGAAAAUACUCGACUGGGAUUGGAAAAGGAUGGUUAUAAUCCAUUUUUGGAACUCUCUUUAAGUGCUGGGAAGAAGAUAUCGUCGGUGAUUAAGCACUUGAAUUCAAAAUGGGGAAGUUCAAGUAUGGCAAAUGGCCAGCUUAUGCUCUUUCCCUACAAUAUGAAAACAGAGAAAAUUGCUUCCUGCAGAAAGUGGACUUCAAAUGACUCUGGCGUUACUGCAGGAGAGGUCUAUGUUGCAGUGGAAAGUCCUUCAAUUUUCCGCCUAAGGUAUGGUUGGUUCUCCAAUAUUCAGGUGGAGAUGUUUGGAGCAGCUUCAAAAUCUAGUCCCGUUAAGUUUCAAAUAGAGUCUGACAGCAAUAAGAGAAGCUGUAGCAGAGUUUUAGAGAUUACUGAAAAUCGAGAUGAAAAGGGCAAGUUGACUGUUGAAGACACCAGAGAUCCAGUCAAUAUAAUUGAAGUAGUAGAUUCAGACGUGAAUGAGCUGAAGACGUUGGAUCAUGCGAAUGAUGAAGCGACAACUCAUGUUGGCCGCCCUAUACAAUCAACAGUGCACUGGGAUGAUAGUUUGACCAAUUUGAGCAUCGGAGGUUUGCUAUCUGAAGUAUCAUUGCAGGGAAAGAUCAGCAACUCUGUGAAUAAAUCUGGCGUGCCACCAAUUGGAUCAAUUUCUGAUAUGGGCAUUGGAGGCAUGCUGUCCGAAGCAUCUUUGCAGGGGAAGAUUGGCAAUGCUGACUUGAAAUUGGAUAGUGAAUCAAGUUUGCAGCCAAUUAUUUCAGCUUCUAAUGAUAUAAGCAUAAGAGGCUUGCUGUCUGAAGCAUCUCUGCUUUCAAGCAAGAGCAAAUCGGGGGUGCAACAAACUAUGGAGGGGAGUUCUGCACCAUUACAGUCUCCGUGGGAUGAUAAUCUAACUACCUUAAGCAUUGGAGGCUUGUUGUCUGAGGCAUCCUUGCAGGAAAAGGUUAAUGGUUGUCAUUCGGGAUUAAAAGGGAGCAAAUCAAGCUUUCAGCCUAGUACAUCUUUAUCCGAUUCAUUUGAUGCGUUUAUUGCUGCCCAACUGAAUUCACAUUCUCAGGCCUUGAAACCUGCAUCCCAUGAGUCGCAUUCAUCUAUCUUGGAUGCUGAAGAGACAUGUCACGCUUUUCCUGUUCGGAAACUUCCAUCAUCAAGCAAGGAUACUAUAACUUCAAAUAGAGGAGCCGGUUCUCAGGGAUUUAGUAAUGAUACAAGUUCAGAACCAUUCAGAUUUCCUAAUAUUGCCGAGAUGAACAACCAAUCGGUGCUUGCUAACGUUUCUUCUUCACAAGAACUGAAGACAAAUCCUUUAUCUCGAUCACGAGGAGUCUAUGACGAAGAAAGUAACCUUGGACUAUCAAGCAUCAAAUUGGUCAGGAGUGGUGAUAGUAUUAGUAUCAGUGAAAUUGUUCGAUAGCAGCUCCUCAUUGAAGAUCUGCUCAAUUUAAAAGGAAAAUCCAUCAGCUCGAGGGUGAAAACUUCUGGAAAACUGAAUACUGGAUAUUUGAUUGGUCAAAGUAGCUUAUUCUAUUGCAAUUGGACGAUUUUUGACUAGACUUAUUGCGUGGCAUUUUCAUCCAUUAUGCUGGAAAAGAUGCAUGUUGGAAAAUAUUAGGGGAAACAUCAAGAACUUUCAUGUAGUCCUAGGAUUAGGAGCAGCAGAUGGCAUGGUUGCUUAAAGGUAAAUGUAUUACAAUGAAUAGAAUCCAUGGUAGAAGAUUUUAGUUAUGUAAUUUCAGAAUAAGAUCAGUGUCUAAAUGAAUAUUACAGUACUGCUGAGAAAAUAGUGUAUACCUUCAGGCAGGUCCAAUAGUGAGUCAAACAAUUUCGUCAUUGUGAAUGCUAGAGAUUUUGUUAACACAUUUCUUAUCGUUUUUUCAUUUACUUAUAGUUGGAA